Messenger RNA from Dimorphilus gyrociliatus, 2410 nucleotides. The record is from the annotation of a GenBank genome assembly. NCBI's taxonomy places the organism in Eukaryota, Metazoa, Annelida, Polychaeta, Dinophilidae.
GCUAACUUGAUCGAAGAGACCUCUUGAGGUUCUCUGACACGUCAUUUUUGUAUUUAUUUCAUGAAACUGGAAAGAAUCAUAUUGUUUAUUAAGGCAUUAUAUCGCAAAUAGGGAUACUCUAACUACUGAUCCAAAUUUUCACAUUAAUACACCAAUUAAAAACAUGGAUUUCUCAAAGUUUAUGGAAGAGGACUUUGACGCUAAGGAUUGGGUGAACGAAGCAUUUAAAAAUGAAUUACAAGGGGCAAAAAAAGACCAACAUGCUUCGACAUUAGUUAUGAAAUUACAAAUGUACAUACAAGAAGUAAACAAUGUAUUGGAAGAAAACUGUGAAGAAGCUUUAACAAGUCUAACUAGUGUUGCUCGACAAAUGGGUGUUGUAAAACAAGAGGCUACAGUCCUUAAAGAUCAUAUGAUGGAAGUGAGAUCCGAUAUAGAAAAAGUGGAACGCGAAACUGCAUCUUCAAUGCAUCAAGUUGUUUAUUUGGACAUGGUUAAGAAAAGAAUGUUAGAAACCAAGUCAGCUCUCCAACAGGCUGAUAACUGGACAACUUUAAGUGCAGAAGUUGAUAAUGCUUUUGAAUCAAAUAAUCUACAAUUAAUUGCAGAGAAAUUAGUCGGAAUGCAAACAAGUUUAGAUAUCUUAACUGAUGUUCCGGAUCAUAAAGAGAGAACAGCAAAACUAGAAUCUCUUAAAGAUAGAUUAGAAGCUUCACUAUCAACUCAAAUUGUUUCUGUAUUUUCAUCUCAGAAUACCGGUAAUGCUGCGCAUGAUUUAGUUAAGAUUUUCACUAACAUUCGGAGAUUAUCCGAGUUAUUGAAGUAUUACAAAAGAACACAUAGAACAGCAUUAUUGCAAAAAUGGAAAAAUCUUAAUCAAGAGAAUAAUGCAGAUAAUAUACAUUCAAUUUUAUCAUCAUUUUACGAUGAUUUACACAGUUUAUUGCAUUCUCAAGUCAUGUGGUGUAAACAAGUGUUCGUCGAACCUCAUUCAAUUGUUCUCUCUCUUUUGAAAGAAGUUUUGCAAUCCUUGGAUCCUACUCUUGAUAAACUGAUCCUAAGCUAUUUAGAAGGUACGAAAAGUAGCACAAUGGAAGAGUUAAAGGAUUUUAAAGAACUUUCUGAAAGAUUUCAUAAGGGUAUUGCAAACUUUAUGCCAUCAUCUGUGUUGGAUAGUGAUCAUAUGAGGGAUUUAUCAUCCGAAAUUUAUAGACCUUAUGUUCAAUUUGUUAGGAAUUAUAAUCAAUACUUAUCUAAAGAUUUUGAAAUUCAAUUAAAUAGAAUCGUGAUGGACGGUGAUGAUAUUGAUGAUACUUCAAAAGUGCUUUCAAAUUCUGUUAGCCAUUUCUUUCAAGUAGCAGAAGUGAGUUUACAGCUAUGUUCUCAAUUUUCUAACGGAGCUGCCAUUCCCGGAUUUAUCAAUGCUUUUGAACAAUUUACUUUUCAAUAUUGCAAGGAGUGGCAAAGAGUUCUAGUUAAUGUCAAAGAAAAAUUUCAGUUAUCUAAAUCUGGCAUUGAUUCUCUAGAUAAUUUUACAAAUAGUGACGAUUCAUUUGAAACUUUCCAAAUUUGUCUUGAAAUAGCUCACGCCUCUUCAGAGGCAUAUUCGAAACUAGAUGAUUUAGAAUUAUCUCUUGUAGCAGCUUUAACUUAUGAACCAACUACUCCGGUUUCACCUAAACGGAUAUCGCAAAGUGGCUUUACUUCUACUCUUUUUAUGUUUUUGUGUGACGACCAACAAACAAGACUUGUUAAGGCAUUAGAAGUUAAAAUGAAUUCUGGUGAUUCAAUGUUAAGUGGAGCAUUUGAUCAUAUUCGUAAAGUCGUUCAGUCAGCCCAUCGACUUGCUCUCAAUGCAGGAGUCAGACCAUUGAUUGAACAGUUAAAAAAGAUAGGUAGUAUGAAAGUUUGGUCAAGUGAAACUGCUGGUGCUGCAUUAGACCCAUCACUACCCGAUUUUAGUUUUUCUCCUCAAGAAUAUGUUACUAAGAUUGGACAAUAUUUAUUGACCGUACCACAACAAUUGGAUUCCGUUGCAUCGCAACCAUCCGCCUGUACUGGCUUAAGAUAUGCAAAUUUACCUUUCGUUGGAGCUUCAGCUCCAGAUUCUGCGGAAGCUGCGUCGGAUAUUUGGCUUGAAGCAAUAGUGAAAUCAACUCUAAGUGAAUUUAUUGAUCAGAUACUGUCAAUCCAGUCUUUAAGUGAUAGUGGAGCUAAACAAUUAUUGACUGAUAUUAAUUACCUUUGUGCAGUUGCUGAUGAUCUUGGAUUGAGUAAUUCGACCAAUCAAUUAAAAAAUAUUGGUUUAUUAGCAACAGCUAACGGAGAAAAAUUCUCGGAAAUGGUCGCUCAAGAUUUACCCCAGAGAAUUUGUAGUGGUAUAUCACGAAUGCGAGGUCUAGGGCGAUAA